Messenger RNA from Physeter macrocephalus (sperm whale), 1153 nucleotides. Its product is annotated as integrin beta-5-like. The record is from RefSeq and is a predicted model, not a curated record. Gene Ontology annotation, cellular component: focal adhesion; cell surface; integrin complex. Gene Ontology annotation, biological process: integrin-mediated signaling pathway; cell migration; cell-matrix adhesion. The transcript has 5 exons. NCBI's taxonomy places the organism in Eukaryota, Metazoa, Chordata, Mammalia, Artiodactyla, Physeteridae. The coding region runs from base 23 to 754 and encodes 243 amino acids. Gene Ontology annotation, molecular function: integrin binding.
CCGUGUAAGCAGGCAGGCGCUGAUGUGCCACGUGUGUCCUUUAGGCCACGGCGACUGUCACUGCGGAGAAUGCAAGUGCCACGCGGGUUACAUCGGGGACAACUGUAACUGCUCGACAGACGUCAGUACGUGCCAGGCCAGGGAUGGCCAGAUCUGCAGUGACCGCGGGCACUGUGUCUGUGGGCAGUGCCAGUGCACGGAGCCGGGGGCCUUUGGGGAGACAUGUGAGAAGUGCCCGACCUGCCUGGAUGCUUGCAGCACCAAGAGAGAUUGUGUUGAGUGCUUGCUGCUUCACUCAGGGAGCUCAGUUGACAACCAGACCUGCCAAAACCUGUGCAAGGAUGAGGUGAUCACACGGGUGGACACCAUCGUGAAAGAUGACCAGGAGGCUGUGCUUUGUUUCUACAAAACUGCCAAGGAUUGUGUGAUGAUGUUCACCUAUGCUGAGCUCCCCAGUGGGAAGUCCAACCUGACAGUCCUCAGGGAACCAGAGUGUGGAUCUGCCCCCAAUGCCAUGACCAUCCUCCUGGCUCUGGUCGGCAGCAUCAUCCUGAUUGGGCUGGCGCUCCUGGCCAUCUGGAAGCUGCUUGUCACCAUCCACGACCGGAGAGAGUUUGCAAAGUUCCAGAGUGAGCGAUCCAGGGCCCGCUACGAAAUGGCUUCAAACCCUCUGUACAGAAAGCCCAUCUCCACACACACCGUGGAUUUCACCUUCAACAAGUUCAACAGAUCCUACAAUGGCACAGUGGACUGAUGGCUCCUUCCCCUCAGAGGGCUGGAGGGGCAAGCGGUCAAGCCAGAGACUGACACGCUUUGGACAGCUGCUCGGCUUGAGCACGGUUCCCUGCACGGCCAAGCGCAGAGACCUUCCAGUGAGCCUGGGCGAGGAGCCCGCACAGGAAGGUGCCCGGCCGUGCCACCUGGCCACCCCUCCAAGCCCGGCGACAGUGCUCUAGGCUUUCCUCAGCACAUCCAGCUUGUUGUCUCAAUGAACUGCUGAGAUGCAGGCCGCCUCUCCCUUCCGGGAGGGCUGGGCCUCCAGUCUGGCCAGAUGAGAAGGCUCUUGGGAGUGUCAGAGUGAGUAAAACCCGCACAGUCUGGCUUUGCUCCUGUUGAUCAUUUUUAAAUGAAAUAAAAUGAUCGUGCAUUUAUG